This is a messenger RNA of Hydra vulgaris (swiftwater hydra), 1813 nucleotides long. The record is from RefSeq and is a predicted model, not a curated record. Lineage: Eukaryota; Metazoa; Cnidaria; Hydrozoa; Anthoathecata; Hydridae.
UUGUAUUACAUAAAAUCAUCUAAGAAGCUCCUAGUAAUUUUAACAGAUCAUGAUAAAAAGUUGUCUUUCAGAGAUAUCUAUAAUUCUGAUCACGGGGCACAUGUUGGUCUGAAUAAUACUAGAGCUAAACUAAAAAGUUCUUUUUACUGGCUAGGUAUGGUUAGCGAUAUUACCAAAUGGAUCAAGGAAUGCGACAAAUGCCAACGAAUGGAAAAAAUUAAAACUGUUGCGCCUGAAUUAAAACCUAUUAGGGUAAAUGGUCAAUGGGAUUUUUUAGGUAUUGAUCUAAUUGGCCCACUACCUAUUACAUCAAAAGGGAAAAAUAUAUUUGAACAGUAACAGACCUCUGGAGUAAAUACGUUGAAGCUUUCCCUAUUCCUGAGAAAUCUGCUUUGUGUGUAUCUAGGUGUCUCACCACUUUAUUUUAUCGGUUUAGUCCUUCAAAAAAAAUUCUUUCUGAUCAAGGCAGAAAGUUUGUAAACAGUGUAAAUGAGCUUUUGUUUUCUUUAUUUAAUGUCAAACACCUUAUAACAUCUGCUUAUCACCCACAAACAAAUGGGCAAGAUGAAAGAACAAACCAGACUGUUAGGUCUUUUUAAAAUUAUGCAAUGAAGCCCAGGAUAACUGGGACGAGUUGUUAGAACCAGUAUUAUUUGGUCUUCGCUUAUGUGUUCAAAAAUCAACUAAGUUUUCACCAUUUUUUCUAAUGUUUGGCAGAGAAGCACAAUUAUUUUGAGCUAUAGCAAUGAAUCCAACCAAUUCAAACCUUAUUGAUGGUAAUAUUGAUAUUCAUUCAACUGAAAGUCAAAUUCAAGAAAGAAUUGAUUCAUGUAAUUAAGUCAGCAUUGUGGUAAAUUCAAAUAUUUUAAAUGCUCAAACAAAAAUGAAAAAGUGUUAUGCCGCUAAACAGAUGAAGGGUUGUAAAUCAUUUUCAUUUAAAAUAGGUGAUAAAGUUUUAUUAAAAAACUGCAGAAAAAUUAGUCGUAAUGGGAGCCGAAUGGAGCACAAUUGGCUUGGACCUGCUACAAUCACAAGCUUUAAACAAAAUGGUGCUGUUGUAACUCGUAAUGGAAAAGUUUGGAGGAAUGCUGUUGCUUUAAUAAACAUGAAGCCAUAUAUAGAAAAAAAUCAGACUUUAUCAUCGGCAAUAAUAUUAAAUGAACACAAUUAUUGUCUACCAAUGAAAAUUAAAAUGGCAAGAAAUAACAAAAAUAUAAAAGAACCUAUAAAAUCAAACAAGAUACAUAUAGUUGACUCAAAAUGCUAUGUUAAAGAUAAAAAAAAUAAAUUGAUUAAAGUGGAAAACUCUUUAUCUAAAAAUGUAUACCCUGCAAUUUCUUUUAACAAUAAAUUUUUUUUAAACUUAUCAACACAGUCAGUUAAAUUAGGCCUCGAUAUUUUAAAAAGUCCGUGUGGUUGGUUAAAUGAUACAUUAAUAGAUAUAGCCCAAAGCUUCCUAUCAUCUCAGUUUCCUCAUAUUGCGGGAUUUCAAAGUUCGUGUAUUUUUAAUAAAAAUAAUUCAGGGGGUUACAUCCAUUCAGGAAAAUUUAUUCAAAUACUCAAUGUCAGAAAUUCACAUUGGAUACUGAUAAUUAAUGUGUCAUCUGAUACAUGUUUAAAAUCAUCAGUUUAAUAUUAUUCUCUUUUUACCAGUUUAAAAGAAGAUGUUCCAUUACUUGUGCAUCAUGUUGCUCAAUCAUUAUUGAUUUGUGAAGAUGUUAACUCUAUAAGUUUUGAUGUUAUGAACUAAAAAAAAAACAUAAAUUUAUUAAUAGAUGCUUUUGUGAUAGAAAGAAGAUCUAUUUUCUUUUUG